Molecule: messenger RNA, 1482 nt
Organism: Dalotia coriaria
Lineage: Eukaryota; Metazoa; Arthropoda; Insecta; Coleoptera; Staphylinidae
Gene: Lamtor1
Product: Late endosomal/lysosomal adaptor, MAPK and MTOR activator 1
Exons: 5
Coding region: 572-1090 (172 amino acids)
Biological process (GO): lysosome organization; cholesterol homeostasis; positive regulation of TOR signaling
Cellular component (GO): Ragulator complex; late endosome membrane; lysosome
Molecular function (GO): guanyl-nucleotide exchange factor activity; molecular adaptor activity
Source: RefSeq, a predicted model, not a curated record
ACAUGAAAAUAGCGUCAUUGUUAACACGUCUUUAUGCUGUUUUCUUAUGUCCCUAAUAAAGAGGGCCUCCGCGUCGUCGUGUAUUUAUUUUUAAAACACACAUUCCGCGCGGAAGACUGCAUGAUAACAAAGCCAUUCGGUUUUAUAGUUGUGCGAAGGCGACACACAGCCAGGAGUCGAAACAGCGCCAGGAAAAGGCCGGAAAAGAACGCGCGACACGAGUACACGAAGAAAGAAACAGCGCGAGGGCGACGUCGUUUGGCAUAACGGCUGGAAACCAUCCCGAAAGCAUUCGCCACGCGAAUAAAACGAACUAAAAGGACGCGAGUCAUCCAGGAGGAUCCAACAGGAGCAUAGCACAUAAACAUAUAGGUUUUUUUAUUUUGACAUCACAUGGGUGUCAUUUGCUCUCACAACUUGGACAACUUGUCGCACAUUGUGCAUAUGUGUUUGUGCCCGAAAAUAAACUUCAGAAUAACCUCGGUAACGAGCGGAAUGGACUAACGAACAACAAUAAUAGUUCCGCACCAUCCGCCCACAUAGCAAAACACGAUCAACUGUCGGCAUCACGAUGGGCUGUUGCUAUAGUUUUUUCUGCAAAGACGACGGCGCCUCACAGAACGGCGAGCCAAACGAACGCACCCAUCUGCUGAUCAACCCGGUGACAAACAACGUGAACAUUCAAAGGCAUAACAGUGAAGACUUCCUCAACCAGGACACAAACUCUGUUCCCAAGAAGACUGAUGAACAAUCUGCACUCAACAGGAUCCUGCAGGAAACAGCAACGAAUGUUAUUGAUGUAGCUGCGCUCGACUCACACAACUUGCAGCAGCAUGAGUAUUUAGAGAGGAAAAAAAUUUACAAUAUGCGAAUUCAGCAGGUUAAUGCAAAUAGUCGGACGGGUGCAAGGAGUAAAUGCUUGCUGCUGCAAGAUGUUCCUUCUGCGGAUAAAAUGCUCUCAUCGACGCCAAUAAGUCAAGAGGAUUAUGAUCUCAUCACGACGGCGGUGUCGAAAGCAGCGACAGCGAUAAAAGCAAUCAAAAUCGAACACAAAGAGGACCUUGUCGUGCCAUUCCGCAUACCAUAUUGACAUGACUCAGCGGCGACGGUCAGCUAGUCCUAAUCACUAAUAUAAGCAAACAAAAACCAACUGAGGUGCAGAGCGAAGACCGUGGCGGCUAUACGACGCACUGGACUCGAACCCAACAACUUACAUUUAAAUAUUUUACAUUGAGCGAUGAAUUGCGUCCGUGCACGGUGUCAAGGCUCAGCCGGCAUAAAUAUAGAACUUAAUUGGGGGGAACUGAUAAAAUGAUGAUGAGAAACGAGAGCAGAUGUGAUGUGAUGCACUUGCACUUGCAGUCGAUUUGAUAACGUAUGUUUUCUAACAUUUUAAUUUCAUUGUAUAUUACGAUUGUACAUCUAUUAGAUUAUAAGUAUAUUCAUAUUAAUUAUAUAAACAAGAUACAAAUUGGACAGAUA